Molecule: messenger RNA, 327 nt
Organism: Encephalitozoon cuniculi GB-M1
Lineage: Eukaryota; Fungi; Microsporidia; Unikaryonidae
Exons: 1
Coding region: 1-327 (108 amino acids)
Source: RefSeq, marked provisional
AUGCUGUCUGCAGUCGCCAGAAUGGCUGUUGUGGGCUGUGCCAUCUACAAGCUUUACAGGAAAGCCGAGAAGGCCAUGAAGAAUGACGAGGAGUAUCUUAUGAAAAUAACGGGCCACGCCAAGGAGCUGGGAGAGAAGAUGAUCAACGAGGCCAAGAAGCACGCCAGAGACAAGGAGUAUGAGCUGUCUGCAGAGUAUUUCUACUACGCCUAUGGGCUCCUGGACUCGGGCUGGGACUACAUCAUGGCCCAGGUCGAUUCCCAGGAGGUGCACAGGCUUUUGCAUGCCAAGAAAUGUCAAGACGCCAGAAGUCUGUCUUCACAAUAA